This is a messenger RNA of Cyclocybe aegerita, 672 nucleotides long. Lineage: Eukaryota; Fungi; Basidiomycota; Agaricomycetes; Agaricales; Hemipholiotaceae. The record is from the annotation of a GenBank genome assembly.
AUGUCGAACUACGAUCAGCUACACAGACAAUGCAGGACACUCGAGAACCUCUUUGACUCCAAACUCACCUCAUACUCUCAACUCGCCGCCAGCAUCUCACGGCCGGGACAGGAUAUCGAGUCUUCAGGCUCGACGGAACGAUGGAAGGAUUUGGAAGUUGAGCUGGACGACCUCGCUGCGAAGUUGGAAGAAAUCAAUGAGCAAUUGGCAGUUUUGGCCGGUACACCCGAUCUCAUGUCCGCCUCCAUGUUGCGGGCCAUCCAACGACACCGUGAGCUUCAUCAAGAUAACAUCCGCGAAUUGAAGAGGACGAAGACCAACACUAAACACGCACUGGACCAGGCAAAUCUGCUUUCGGGAGUCCGGAAUGACAUUGACGCGUACAAGUCGUCAGCAGCGGACUCGUUAUUGGCCGAACGAGGGCGUAUUGAUAGUUCACACCGAAUGACGGACGACAUCCUCCAACAAGCGUACGAGACGCGGUCAGAGUUUUCUCGUCAACGGACGUCCCUCGCAGGUAUCAACAACCGGAUGGUGCAGGUGCUAGGUACGAUGCCUGGUAUCAACAGCUUGGUGUCAAUGAUCAAGUCGCGGCGGCGGAGAGACUCCAUUAUCAUGGGCGUCCUCAUCGGAGUCUGCGCUAUCAUCCUCCUCACAUACAUCUGGCAUUGA